This is a messenger RNA of Bradysia coprophila, 1353 nucleotides long. RefSeq lists its product as uncharacterized. The record is from RefSeq and is a predicted model, not a curated record. Lineage: Eukaryota; Metazoa; Arthropoda; Insecta; Diptera; Sciaridae. Gene Ontology annotation, cellular component: nucleus. Gene Ontology annotation, molecular function: zinc ion binding.
ACUGGUCUUUGUUAUGGUGUUUUGAUUUGUCAGUAAAGUGUACAUAAUCCGUUCCGAACGGUAUAAUGGUGUAAUUAUUUCUGUAAAUCGAAAAUAAAGUAUUCGAUGGAUCAACAACAACCAAAACUAAUCACCGACCGAGAAAUAACAAUAAAGGAAUUCAGUAAAAUAUGUCGGUUUUGUAUGAGCCGCUGUGACAUUCUCGAAACAAUAUUUAAAGAAGAUACGUACAGCACCGAACAAACCAUUACGACAAUGUUCACGGAGUGCCUGCACCUAGAUAUUGACUCAAAUGCUGAACUUCCUCUUUGUAUCUGUCCCGAAUGUAUUGAGAAACUUGUGAAUUGCUACAACUUCAGGAAACAGUGUGUUAAUUCGCAUAACCGAUUAACAGAAAUUUGGAAAAAGGAACAAAAUGCUUCGGAGUCACCUUCCCAAGAUGAUGAUAAUGCACACAUGGAUGUGGAAAAGAUAUUUUGUUUGGAACCGAAAAUCAAAGAAGAAAACAGCGACGAUGAAAAUGAAGAGGUCCAGACGGUCGUUAGUGAUAUCAGUACCUCGAGGGUACAAUUCAGUGGCGAUGGUGAUUCAACGGACAACAUUCAGGGUACAAAUGUGAAGAAAAAGGUGGGUCGUCCCAAAAAGCCGAUCGAAGAGAAAGUUGUGAAGGCGCCGGGAAUGUGUCAGAUUUGUGGUGGAUUGUACGUUGGUCUCAAGUAUCAUAUGUUUGUACAUGAAGUGCCGAAAUUUGAAUGCGAUUACUGUGGUAGAAAAUUCAAGCACAAAAGUAAUUUAUUCGCCCACGUACGAAUCCAUGCAAAUGAUAGAAAACAUCAGUGUCCUCACUGUCCAUAUAAAUUUCAGGAUCGUGCGAAGUACCUAAGACAUUUGAAAAUUCAUACUGGUGAACGUAACAUAAGCUGUGAUAUUUGUGGUAAAUCAUUCUGUCGUAAAACCGAUAUGCUUAAGCACCGGCUGAUUCACGACGUACCUAGAGUUCCAUGCCCGUAUUGUGAUAAAAUGUUUACAACCAAAACGAAUAUGCUCAGUCAUAUCGGCAUACACACGGGCGAACGCAAUUUUAAAUGCGAAACGUGCGGAGCUGCAUUCACUGCAUCGAGCAGCUUGUCGAAUCAUCGAAAGAUCCACAAAAAGGAGAAUCCAGUGAUCAAAUGUAAGGAAUGCGGAAUCGUUUUGGCAGACACGGCUAUGUUAAAGAAUCACAUGAGAGACCAUCAAAAUAUUGUCAUGCUGGAGUGAGUGCCGGACCACCGAAAUAACGUUGUGACUAUGGAAAUUACAAAAAUUAUGUUCGUCAAUAAAGUAUCCGCUGUGCGCUGUCUUCAAUUUUAA